AUGAAGAUGCAUCUUAGUGACGCAAACAGAGAGUACGACGACGAUGAAAUGCUGAAAGCAUUAAAAGCAUGUCUCACGUCCGACAAUUCAGGAGAGUCCAAUCCCAUCAAGAAAAUCCCUGAGGUUCUUGAAGAUUUCGGUGUUUGUCCAAUACCAGAUGGUUUUAGACAUACAUCACAAUUUCAAAAUUUGACGCAGGCAUAUGCUAAUAUUGCUUUAAAUAACGAAGGUAAAUAUUAUGUUAAGAAAGGUUACUGCGUGUGUCCGUUAUGUAUCGAAGGGAAGUGCGUGCACGUGGCAGCACUGAUAUGGAGUACGGCGCAACAGGGUGCCAGGACUCGAGCAAAUAAGCUUGAGAAAUAUCGCCAUGAUUCAGCCGUGACGAAAGCACCAAACGGUGAAUCAGAUGAUGAAAAUGUUGUGUGUACCAGUAGAUUAGGCAAUUGGGUCAUACCAUCAGGUAACGAAAAGAUGGACUUGAGAAUGGACCCCCACACAAUUGCCGAGAGACAAGAUGCGUUCGUACAACAAAGUGAUGAAGCGAAUACAGAACCCGAUAUACGGAAGCGGAAAGUACGCGAAGGCCUAUGUCAGAAACAGUACUUAAAGGAGUGUAUGAAAUUUUCUGGAUCCUUUAUCGUAUGCUGGGACACCGGAGGCGUUCGUAGUCAUGCGCAACAAUCAUAUAAAGCUGAUAGAUGAUGUGGCAGA
This is a messenger RNA of Sphaeroforma arctica JP610, 711 nucleotides long. RefSeq lists its product as hypothetical. The coding region runs from base 1 to 702 and encodes 233 amino acids. Lineage: Eukaryota; Ichthyosporea; Ichthyophonida. The transcript has 3 exons. The record is from RefSeq and is a predicted model, not a curated record.